AUGGUCGAGAUCAUCCUGGACCCAAGCAUUCGCGACUGGGUGGUGCUGCCCAUGAUCAUCAUCUUCGGAUGCUCGGCAAUGAUACGUCACUAUGUCACGCUCCUUCUUAAAAAUGAUAAGAUGGCUAGUGUUGAACAGCUGAUGCCCAUGAAUACGGUGAAACGCGCACAGAUCACCCGCGUUAACUCGAAAUUUAUUGCGCCUUAUGCCUUCGCCAUGCGCAAGCACUACUUUACCGCGUCACAGAAAAAAGAUGGAAUGAAAGGCGCACUGCGCGAGAAAGUCAAAAGCGAGGCUAUGAAUCAGAUGAUGAAUCCCAACUCGAUGCUGGAGAUGAUGAAGGGCAACAUGACUUUUAUGGUGUCCAACUUCGUCAUGAUGGGACUUAUGAGCUACUUUUUCGGUGGCUUUGUCCUCGCUAAGGUGCCAUUUUCACUGACUCAAAAGUUUAAGAUGAUGCUACAACGCGGCAUUGAUCUCAAGUACGAAGAAACGAUCGUUUAUGUUGUGAUAAAGUUCCUUGCUGCUCAUAAGCGCCUAAUUUCUUUAAUGUUUAGCACGCUGGACGUUUCGUAUGUGUCUUCGGUGUCCUGGUAUUUCCUCGUAAGCUUCGGCAUGCGUGGAUUUCUGUCGCUGAUUCUUGGAGAACAAAGCGCCAGUGAUGACGCUAAGGCAAUGCAAAUGCAGAUGGGCGUGGGGGCUGGCCCUAACAUGGCCUUUGAUGCACCGAAGGUAUACAAGCAAGAGCGCGUGAGUCUUCGCUUGCACAAUCACGACUGGGCACUGGAAUUUGCCGAGAAAAAGCUACUUGGGGAAUCCAUCCCAACCAAUGCCAAGUCAUCAACUACCUCAUCAUCCCACACCUCGACUGUAAAAGAAAAGCGAGCUUCGAAGUUCACCAAAGUUUCUAAAAGGAAUCAAAUUAAAGAUCGACCGUCAAUCCUCAACGCUACAUUUAUUCAUCAUCAUGGAAGCUAUCCGAAAAUACCUGAAGACGACUUUACCGCGUUAUUUGAAGGGGUUACCGCUUCCCCGCACGUUCUCAGGCUUUUUAAAACUAAAGCAGAGCGAGUGAAUACAUCGAAACCCGGCCGCGUAAAUGGCAAGGUGCAAUUGGAGAAAGAGAAGGUUGUGGAUUUUAUACCUGUGUGUGAUGUGGAAGAUGUGAUCAAAAGCAAGGGCAAGUGCACGCUCUGUCGUUGUUGGAAAUCGAAGAAUUUCCCCUAUUGUGAUGGCUCCCACCUGAAGCACAACAAGGAGACAGGCGAUAACGUUGGCCCACUUGUGCUUACCGCCAAGUCGGCUUAG
This is a messenger RNA of Plasmopara halstedii, 1308 nucleotides long. Its product is annotated as er membrane protein complex subunit 3-like isoform x1. NCBI's taxonomy places the organism in Eukaryota, Oomycota, Peronosporomycetes, Peronosporales, Peronosporaceae. Gene Ontology annotation, molecular function: 2 iron, 2 sulfur cluster binding. The transcript is spliced from 7 exons. Gene Ontology annotation, cellular component: membrane; intracellular membrane-bounded organelle; EMC complex. Gene Ontology annotation, biological process: protein folding in endoplasmic reticulum. The coding region runs from base 1 to 1308 and encodes 435 amino acids. The record is from RefSeq and is a predicted model, not a curated record.